AUGCCCGGCAGCGCUGCCGGGUUGGGUCGUGCUUGCAGCCAGCCGGCAAUCUUGCCAAGAGCAGCACCUUGGUGCUACUGCGAGAACGGGCAGGGAGCCGACUGGGACUUCUGUUUACCGGAGGUUGUUAGACUGCGGUUGCAACUUUUGGAUGCAUCUCGCUUUUGGUUACGCCGUGCCAGUGAUGGCGCAAAGUUGCAGGUGGUCCCGGAGAUGCUCGCUGUUGACUGCGCAGAAUACCUGCUCAACUUUGCAGCUUUAGGAGGGUCCGUGCCUGCUCCUCGCCGCUGCUGGGGAGAUGCAAUGCGAACUACCGGUGACGAGGUGUUUGUGGAUUUUUUUCCUGGCCGUGGAUUGGUGGCGGGCACUUCCUACAGUCUGGAAGUGACUGGCGAGUUCAGGAUCGGCGUGUGUUCGUGUCAGUAUACACGGGUGAACGGCCUGCAGAAGCUGGAUAUGUUGAGAUCUGGGCACUGA
Molecule: messenger RNA, 477 nt
Organism: Symbiodinium necroappetens
Lineage: Eukaryota; Dinophyceae; Suessiales; Symbiodiniaceae
Source: the annotation of a GenBank genome assembly